This is a messenger RNA of Durusdinium trenchii, 1635 nucleotides long. The record is from the annotation of a GenBank genome assembly. Lineage: Eukaryota; Dinophyceae; Suessiales; Symbiodiniaceae.
AUGAAGAAGCUUGUUAAGGAGUUUGUUCGAGAAAUGGUGAAAGGAAAAGAAAUGAAUGUUUUGCGAGCUGAUGGCAGCCAUAUGUCCGUGAAAUGUGGACUGACCAGGUCCUUGGACACCUUGCGCAUCAAGUCUGGCGCCGAAACUCGGCACCUGAGCCUCAACGAGGUGGAGAAGGUCCUUCAAGGAGCUCCAGAGGAAUUGAGUGACCUGGAAACUCCCUUAGACGAGGCAUGUGCCACUCUGGUGCUUCAGAAUGAGUGCAUCUCUUUUAAGUUUAUGGAGCAGGAGAAAGCUGAGCUCUUCACCCUGAAGUAUCGAGGCUACAUCCUUUGUGAAUCCAAAGCUGGUUCCGCAGAUGGCCUGGAGGAGCACCCGAAACUGGCUUUUCCAGUGCUGGUGCCCAAUGCCAAGGGCCUCCAGGCUGCACUAGAUGCCGGUGCCAAAGAGGUGACGCUCCUAGCUGCUGCCAGCGACACCUUCGCCAAAAAGAAUACGAACUGCACGGUAGAAGAGAACCUGGAACGUGCCGCAGUGGCACUGCAAGUAGCCGCUGCUUCACAGUGCCAUGUAAGGGCUGCAAUCUCUGUGUGCUUGGGCUGCCCCUAUGAAGGCGAAGUUCCAGCACAGCGUGUGGCACAGGUGGCGAGCCGCUUGUUGGAGGGUGGCUGCCAAGAGGUGGUGAUUUGUGACACCAUUGGCACGGGCACCGCGGCAUCCGUGCGGAAGGUGUUGGAGGCCGUGGAAGGUGCCGGUAUUCCCAUAGACCGUGUGGGGGUGCAUUUCCACGACACCUACGGUCAGGCUGUGGCCAAUACUUUAGCUGCUUUGCAGUUUGGUGUGGCCAAAGUGGAUGCUGCAGUGGGUGGAGUAGGUGGUUGCCCCUUCGCAGGGCCAGGGGCCAGUGGCAACGCAGCAACGGAGGACAUAUUGCAACUGCUGCAAGGUCUUGAAGUGGAGACUGGCUUAAACUUUUCCAAGCUCGCAGAGACGGGGGAGUGGCUCACUUCCCACAUCCUGCAGAAAGGCAAUGGAUCCAAGGCCGGGCCAGCAACUUUGAGGCAAAGACGGCCAGCUCCGCAGAGGAGUGUCGAUUCUCCACGUCGGCCCCUGGAUGGAGUACGUGUUCUGGAGGUAGGACCGGGCCUUGUGGCAGGUGGCUGGACAGGAGCUACCUUGGCCUACUUUGGUGCAGAGGUUGUGAAAGUGGAGCCGCCUGAAGUCGGAGAUGGCAUUCGCAAGUGGAGAAUUCUUGAUAGUCAGACCCAGACAAGCCUUUGGUGGCAGAGCAUAGCUCGAAACAAGCGGAGCCUAGCGCUGGAUCUACGACAGCCAAAGGGCCGCGAGUUGCUGAAGAAGCUUACAGGUCAUGCUGAUGUGCUGGUGGAAAACUUUAAACCAGGCACCCUUGAGCGAUGGGGUAUGGCACCAGAGACUUUACGACAGGAGAAUCCUGGACUUAUUGUAGCCCGUGUGUCGGGCUAUGGUCAAACUGGGCCAAAGAGCCGUGGCUGCAAUUUAGGAGGUCACUUAAUUUGCCGUCAUGUGGUGACAUUGUCAUGCAGUGACUAUUCUUGGUUCACUCACUGCUUUGAGCAUAGCCAAUCACAGUUGGCAUGGGUUGUUGCAGUCUAA